This is a messenger RNA of Stegostoma tigrinum, 5182 nucleotides long. RefSeq names its product exonuclease 5 (gene exo5). The record is from RefSeq and is a predicted model, not a curated record. Gene Ontology annotation, biological process: interstrand cross-link repair. Bases 239 to 1483 code for a protein of 414 amino acids. The transcript has 6 exons. Gene Ontology annotation, cellular component: nucleus. Lineage: Eukaryota; Metazoa; Chordata; Chondrichthyes; Orectolobiformes; Stegostomatidae. Gene Ontology annotation, molecular function: single-stranded DNA 5'-3' DNA exonuclease activity.
UCCGCCGCCGUCCCACUUUGCGCCUGGUCUGAGCUGAGCUGCGGCUACAAAAUGCCGGGCGGCUUUCUGGUUUUCCGUUCCCAGUUUAAGACCCGUGAUGUUUUCAGCUGUGCUCGGGGGUGGUGGAAGCAAUGAGGCUUGAUCGGCUUUGGAAUCUAAGAGUAGUUUCAGUGUGGCUGAAGUAUGAACUCGGAGACGGAACCGACCUUCGAAGUCACUAGUGGGGCGGCUCACGGGGAUGGACAAUCACAGGCCAGAAGGUGUUGGAGGGAUGGUUGAUGCGGACGGACAAACGUGCCGGAAGUCGAGUGGAACGAUGCAGCCGGAGCUUAGUGACGCGGAGCUCCUCGCAUUGGAAUUGGAUUUGUUCUGCGGCGAAUGUGACAAACCUGAACUAAAUGAGGGAGAUGAUGGUCACACUUCUAGCAGAUCUGCUGAAUCUUGCUGUACUGGACAAGGGACUGUUGAAGAUACUUGUAGUAGAAAUGAGCAAUCCUCUAAUCAGUCUGAACAGAAAAGCGAAAUGCCGCCUGAGGGAAGUAGCACCAAACGGAGAAAGCAGGAUGAAAGGAUCCCGCUGGAACGCUUUGGCCGAAAAUACCUGAAUGUCACUGACCUGACUAGACAGGUUUGGUGUGAGCAGCAAGUGGUGUAUGGACUGGAACUGCCACACAUUGAACAACUGCGAGAAGAAGUUCCAGUUGUGAAAGCAGGUAGCUGUCUACACCUGGCAAGAGAAUUGGAGAUCCAGGAUAUUGUCCCAAUAAAUGUAGAGAGCCGGGAAGAUAGCUGGGCUGUGAAGAUACUUAAUCUCCUCUCAAUGAUCCAGUUCUUGCAAGCAGGAGAGCGUGUCCGAGAGCUGCCAGUCUUUGGAGAGCUAGAGGGGAUUUUUCUGGUUGGUGUUGUUGAUGAGCUGUGCUAUAAUUCCAAAGGUGAACUGGAAUUGUGUGAACUGAAAACUCGUGGUCAGCGAACAUAUCCCAGUGCAGCUCAAAGGAAGAGUCAUCUGUUUCAAGUUAACAUAUACAAACUUCUCUUCGAGGCUAUGAUAAAAGGCAAACUGAACAAGGAAACCAUCACUGACCACCUUCGCUUACGGACAGAGCAGCCCUUUAGUUCGGAGAUUCUGAUGCAUGCUCAAAAGGUGGGAUUUUCCAUAAACACAUUUGGUGACCUUCUGGAUUUAAUGUUGCUAAACCUGACGUAUGCAGAGAUCCCCAAUAUUGACACCAUGAAGAUAGAAUACUGUUACCAAGCGGAUGCCUCUCUAAUUGGAACAGAAGUGGUGUACUUUGAAGAGGAGUGGGUUAAAAGUGAGCUAAAGCAUUAUUGCUCCUUCUGGAAGGGCCAGAGGGAGGCCAAGGGUGUGGAUAUUGAGGAGGCAUGGAAAUGUCGGUCUUGUGACUUUGCAGACAUUUGUGAGUGGAGACAUAGUAAAGCUGAAGAAGCUACGCAAAAGAAUAGAGCAAAUAAAAGCAAAUGAGGAUCGCAAUCAACAUUUGGUUUUAAACCAGACCAACAGAUUUGUCUUCUAACCAGAAGGAAGCCACCAUCACGGUACUGCUGUAGGAUGUAAGCACAGUAAUAUCUGAAUGCUCCUCGAUUAAUGCCAGCAUACUGAUUUCAUUCUGUGACUUUGCUGUCCUGAACAUAACUUUCCAAAUAUUGUCUGGGAUAUCCUGCUUGCUGCAGAGGGGAUUUCCAUUAACUCCUUUCUACUGCCUGACAGCAGUUUUCACUCUAAUGUAUUUUUGUGGCGAAGUGCCUUGUGAUACUGUUAACUAUUGGCAUUAAGUUAGUGGCCUUUUGGGCAGAUGUGAUUUCCAACAGGCUAAGGUUAGUGUCUGUUUCAGCAUUUGUUGAUCUCUGCCUAAAUGCUGCCACUUCUUUAAAAAUGUAAACCUUGCCCAUCAUGUUUUUGUGUGCGAGUCUCCUGGCCUUAAAUAGUUGAUGUAAAAGUGAGGAAGAGGAAAACAGUUUCUGUUGUUCUAAUCUGAUAGGCCAUGAUUUUGAAGUAUAGUGACUGUUGUAAAGUGGAGCUAGUAAUUUUGUGUUGAUGUACAGGCUGUACAAGUGGUCAUCAUCACUAAGCUUGCCAAAUUUCUCUUUUUCACAUCUCUUUGCUGUCAGUUUUAUACGGUACAACCUAAAAACAUUUUAUUGAUCUUGCCCUCUCAAUCCUUCUAAUUCGGGAAACAUGAUUAUAAACUGAGGAAGGAGUUUGAAAGAAAAAGUAAUCACUUUUAGCUAUCACUAAUUUUCUGCCCUUCAUCUUCCCUAUCUCCUUUUCCCCCUUACACCUCCCCUUUUGAAAGAACUAACUUCCUGGACGUACAAGCCUCCAGAUGUCUCUAAAUAGCCCUGAUUCACGGCUUUAGAGCAGGGGCAUCACAUACACUAAACUUAUCGUCACCCAACAUCUACAUGCACCUAGCUAGGGUCGAUAAACAGUGAAUACUCCAGUAAUUUUUGCAUCUUCUCAUUCCUCUUGCUUGAACUGUACUUUCCUUUCUCCUACUUUUGCUUGUGUGAGACCAGUCUGUUAAUUGAAGACACAUUGCGAAUUGAAUUUGGAACUUUCUCGAUGUGACUAGUUUGAUUCACCCGGUCCACGCUGACCAUGUUUCCAAACUAAACUAGUCCCACUUGCUCAUGCUUGGCCCAUAUUCCCCCCAAACCUUCCCUAUUCAUGUACUUAUCCAAAUGUCUUUUUAAAUGUUGUAACUGUUGUACCUACAUCCACCACUUCUGGUGGCAGUUCAUUUUCACACAAACCACUGAGUUUUAAAGAAAAAAGUUGCCAUUAUGUCCUUUUUCUUUCUAAAACUUUCUCCUCUCACCUUCAAAAACUAGCAGGCAUCCCAACCAACUAAGGAAAAGAUCCUUGCUAUUCCACCUCAUUUAUACCGGUCAUGAUUAUAUAAACCUCUAGAAGGUCACCCCCUCAACCUCCUAUGCUCCAGUGCAAAAGACCGAUGUUAUUUUUUAAUAACCCAAUCUCUCCAUUCCUGGCAACAUCCUGGUCAAUCUUUUCUGAACCCUCUCCAAUUUAAUAAUGUCCUUCCAAUAAGUGGGUGACUAGAACUGCACACAGUACUCCAGAAGAGGCAUCCCCCCAGAGUCUUUUUCAACCACAACGUGACAUCCCAACUCCUAUACUCCAAGAAAAACAGAAAGAACUGCAGAUCCUGUAAAUCAGGAACCAAAACAGAAGUUGCUGGAAAAGUUCAGCAGGUCUGGCAGCAUCUAUGAAGAAAAAGGAACUCCGUUCUGAGGAAGGGUCACCGGACCCGAAAGGUUAAAUCUGAUUUCUUUUUUUCCUUCAGAUGCUGCCAUACCUGCUGAGCUUUUCUAGCAACUUUGUUUUUGUUCCUAUACUCAAAGAACCAAGUAAUGAAACAUGCUAAACACAUCCUUAACUACCCUGUCUAUCUGUGACACAAACUUCAAAGAACUAUGUACCUGAACUCCCUUGAAGGUAAAAUGCUUCGGGAUUAUCUUGAUAUCAUUAAAUCUCUCAAUCAAUGUUGGAUCAUUGUGGAGUUGUAUUCAGAAAGUCCAUAUUACAAGGGGUGAGACAAUCCUUUCCAAGUAGGGCUCUGCCAGUUGUGGGGCUCCAGCAUAUGGUGCCAUACCAUGUGAAUGUCUGUCAUGCAAAAAACCUACUGAAAGUAUUCUCUCUUUUUUUUUUGUAGGAGCAAGUCAUCAGUCCAGACUUUUGGUUAUAAUUAAUAACAAAGCCUGCAGGAAUCUGAAGGGGAAUAAAACUAGGGUGGUGGGGAAAUGUUACUUUUGAAGUAAAGGUGAUUCCAUGAAAUUAAGGCUAAGACUUCGUACUUAAUCUUCAGGAUGUUAGCAUCUGCAUGUUUAGCAUGUGUUCAUGCAAAAUUCCUUUGUACAGUAUUCAAAGCUAAUUGUAAUAGUUCAUUUUUAAUGGCACAAAAAGAAUUUCAUAGGAAAAGCUAAGCAGUGUUCCAUAAGGUAAUCACCGUCUUCUGUCUCUAAGAAUUAAGCUACACUUACUAGUAAGCUAGAUAUUACAAUUACUAAGUUCCAAAAACGUCCAGAUUUUAUAAGGACAGUUUUUGGUAAAGCAGAACUUAUGGCCCUGGCUAUAAAGUUCAAUACACUACGUUUACACAUAGAAGUAAAGAACGAUGGAAGCUGGAGUUCUGACAUAAAAACAAAGUGCUGGAGAGAAGCAGCAGGUCUCGUAGCAUCUGUGGAGAGAAAGAGACCGGAAUUAAUGUUUCAAGUCGAAUAACUCUUCAGAUCUAAAGAUGGCUGGAAAAUUAUGGUUUUUAUGCUUCAGACAAUGAGAGGAGGAGCAAGUUGAACAGAUGGUGAGGCUGCCUGGAGCAAAAGCCAAAAGGAGUGCUGAUGGUAGAAGAGGAGAGCUGUAGAUGUAGCAUGUGUUUAUGGAAGUUGUAAGUAGCAGAAAAUAGGUCAGCUCUGCUACUAACCUCUACCAUUAACACCUGUUCUACAUCUAUAUCUCUCCAUUGCUAUUAGUAUCCUGUUGCCUUUUACUGUCGGCAGCCUCACCAUCUGUUCAACUUUUUCCUCCUGCUGUUCCCUCUUUUUUUUUUGCGAACAGCAAAAAGGCUGUCAUUUUCCAGCCCCCUUCAGUUCUAAAAAAAUUCCAUUGGACUUGAAACAUCAAUUCUGUUUCUCUUUCCACAGAUGCUGCUGGAUCUGCUGAGUUUCUUCACCAUUGUAUUAUUUUCACUACAUUCACACACUUACACUGAAUUUUUUCUUCAUGGUUUUAUUCUCUAAAUGAUCACUAAUGUAAUGUCUCAUGCAUUCCUCUAUCAGAUUUCCUUAACUUGGAGUAUCUUAAUGUUAUAAUGUAAAAUGCACUUUUAUUUAUAAAUGAACAAAAUUGUCUCAUAUACCAUUUAAGUACGUUAUUUUGUGAACUUUUGUAAAGCUCACAUAUUAAAAUUGUUUGCAAAGUUUUGAUUGAUCCUGUUUCCGAUUUUUAUCCUGCGAUAGAAAUGCAAAUAUUUCUAUAACUUUAGCAUUGCAUGGAUGAUGUCUGUUAGGGGAGGCAAUGGCCUAGUGGCACUAAUGCUGGACUAGUAAUCCAGAGACACUGUUCUGUGGACCCAGGUUCAAAUCCUGUAAUGGCAGAUGGUGGAAUUUGAAUUCAAUAAAAUAUCUGGAAUUAAGAAUCUAA